This is a messenger RNA of Eriocheir sinensis (Chinese mitten crab), 2623 nucleotides long. Its product is annotated as monocarboxylate transporter 13-like. Bases 151 to 1725 code for a protein of 524 amino acids. Gene Ontology annotation, molecular function: monocarboxylic acid transmembrane transporter activity. The transcript is spliced from 5 exons. NCBI's taxonomy places the organism in Eukaryota, Metazoa, Arthropoda, Malacostraca, Decapoda, Varunidae. Gene Ontology annotation, biological process: transmembrane transport; monocarboxylic acid transport. The record is from RefSeq and is a predicted model, not a curated record.
CUGGCUGAGUGGGUGAGUGUUGGCAGGAAGACACUUUAGCGGUGGGCAGUAGCGGCAUCAGCAGUAGUGAGCCAGGUGGGCGACAGAGGAACAACACAGGAACGCACCAACAGUCGAAGCAACACCACUGUCAAGGCAAGGAAAACAUAGAUGGCGCCACAGAACACCUCGCUGGGGGUGAGGGAGGAGUUGAACGGCGUGGAGGGCGUGGGCAGUGCAUUGGUGGGCGGCGUAACCAUUGACAUCCACGCCUCUACCCACCUCGCCCCUGACCUCUCCUGCCCCGCGUCCACCCCCCUGCCGCCCACUGCUCCACACACCAACAAACCUCCUGCCGCUCCGCCGUCUGCCAAGGAGGACCAGGAAACAACCUGCCUGGUCGACGAUGGAGGCGGGAGUGACGGCGCCUCAACCUCCACCCGGUGUAGCUGCCGGAGCCCCGACGUGGACGGCGGGUGGUCGUGGGUGGUGCUGGUGGCCGCCUUUCUGCAGUUCUUCGUGACUUCAGCCAUAUAUUACUCGUUCAGCGUGUUCUUCGUGGAGUUGCUGGCGACGUUCAAGGAGUCUCGCGCCAGGACGGGCUGGGUCUACUCCUCCAACACGGCGGUAUUCAUGUUCAGCGGCCCCCUCGGCGGCUGGGCGCUGGCACGCUGGGGCACGCGCGCCACGCUAAACCUGGGCGGCCUGCUCGCGGCGCUCGGCUACCUGGGCUCCGCCUUCGCGCCGAACCUCAACUAUAUCUUCCUCUUCUACAGCGUGCUGAACGGCAUGGGCACCAGCUUCACCUUCUCAGGCUGGGUGGUGGGCCUCUCCCAGUUCUGGGUGCGGCGCCACGCCCUGGCGAUGGGCGUGGCCAUGGCGGGGUCAGGGUGCGGCGUCCUGCUGCUGGGCCCUAAGAUGGAGGUGUUGGUGGGUCACUACGGGUGGCGCGGCGCCAUGGUCAUCUGUGCCGGCCUCUACCUCCACCUGUGUGUCUUCGCCUCCACUCUUUAUACAUCCCAGCGGCCGCCGCCCUGCCGCUUCUUGUUGCACGACGGGGAGAAAGAAGAAGCAGGAUCUGAGAAGGAGGGUCCGGCAGCAGAGGCACGGACGGAGAGAGAGGAGCAGCGUCAGAGUCCGAGGCAGGUGCUGUGUUCGCCGGCCUUCUGCCUGCUGGCGGGCUCCUGCUUCCUGAGCACCAUGGCCACCACCACUGUGUUCGCGGUGUUGCGGGACUGGGCAGAGUUGGAAGGACUGGGCGCCGCUUUCUCCUCGGCGCUGGCGGGCAGUGGUGCCGGAGACCUGCUGGGCCGCGUCAUGGCCGGCCUGCUGGUAGGCCGCGGGUGUCAACCGAUGCUGCUGUUCAGUUCAGUUCAGCUGCUGCUCGCUGCCACCAUCGGUUUCGCCGCCACAGCCUCCGUUUCCAGCCAGCUCAUCGCCGCCAUGGUUGGCUUCGGCAUGGCGUGCGGCCUGCACAGCGUGACGUAUGCCCUCAUGCCUUCACAUCUCACGACGGGACAGGGCGUAGGCCACGUGCUGGGUUGCCUCCUCUUCGUGACGGGCAUCGGGGCGCUGGUGGGACCUCCGGUGGUGGGAGCCAUGGUGGACUUUUCUCAGUCUUACGGCGGGGCCAUGCUGCUGAUCACAGUUGCCCCGGCCGCCGCCGCUGUUCUCAAUGUGGCCGCCUUCUGUUGCUUCCGCAUCCGCCUCUGCGGUCUUCGGACUCGGGCAGGCGCGGAUCCCUGAAUCCGCGGCCACUAGACAGUUGCAACGUCGCAACACAGCCACACACCCCACAACCUGCCACAACACUCCCGGGAAGGGGAGGACUGCACGCGUCUCAUCGCGGGUGUUGUCGAGUCUUGGUUUACACACACACACGAGCUUCACGCCUCCGGUCACGUCCGGAGUAUCCAGCCGCGCCAUAACAAGGCUGCAUCAUGCUCGCCAGUCACCCUAUCCAUCACAGGUCACGUUUUAAUUCCCCUCACGACCGCCACCUAUAAAUGUUGAGAAUAUGUUAUUAUGGAUGUUUAGUGCUCGCUGGACGAGGCUGCUCAUCGUGAACCAUCAUGUAACGUUAUAGUCAGUCACCCUAUCCAUCACAGGUCACGUUUUAAUUCCUCUCACGACCGCCACCUAUAAAUGUCGUGAAUAUGUUAUUAUGGAUGUUUAGUACUCGCUGGACGAGGCUGCUCAUUGUGAACCAUAAUGUAACGUUAUAUUUACUUAUUGGAGGAGACAAACGCUCUCUGACCUAGGGCGGGGAGGGCAGCAACUUUGUUAGGUAGUCCAAGCAAUGAACCAACUCCCCAUAAAUUAGAUUCCCUCACGGUCAUCUGAGGAUAAGGUCUCUCUCUCUCUCUCUCUCUCUCUCUCUCUCUCUCUCUCUCUCUCUCUCUCUCUCUCUCUCUCAUACAUUCACACACUCAGUAUUUCACUUACCGACAGUGUUGAACGCAUUCCCUUUUCCUGUAAGUUAUUAGUUUUAUUUAUUUUUAACUUAUAUCAACCGUAUGCAUGUUCACGAACGUGCUCAUUGUCGUACACAUUCUUGACAUCAGUGAUGAUUAUGUUACUUUAAAUGCACUGUGAAGAGGCUGUUGUACAUAUGUCCGCACAUUCAAUACACGGUAAGUUUGUA